Jaculus jaculus (lesser Egyptian jerboa) is the source of this 988-nucleotide messenger RNA. RefSeq names its product lactamase beta 2 (gene Lactb2). The transcript is spliced from 7 exons. Lineage: Eukaryota; Metazoa; Chordata; Mammalia; Rodentia; Dipodidae. The record is from RefSeq and is a predicted model, not a curated record. Bases 15 to 881 code for a protein of 288 amino acids. Gene Ontology annotation, molecular function: RNA endonuclease activity; single-stranded RNA binding. Gene Ontology annotation, cellular component: mitochondrial matrix.
UCGGACGCCCAGCGAUGGCUGCGGUGCUGCGGCGCGUGGAGCGGCUGUCGGGCCGGGUGGUGCGCGUGCUGGGCUGCAACCCGGGUCCCAUGACCCUGCAGGGCACCAACACUUACCUGGUGGGAACCGGCGGCAGGAGAAUCCUCAUCGACACUGGAGAACCAUCCAUUCCAGAAUACAUCAGUUGUUUAAAGCAAGCUCUGGCUGAAUUUGACAUAGCAAUACAGGAAAUCCUAGUGACUCAUUGGCACCGUGAUCAUUCUGGAGGCAUAGAAGAUAUUUGUAAAAACAUCAAUAGUGACACUACUUACUGCAUUAAAAAACUCCCACGGAAUCCUCAGAGAGAAGAAAUUAUAGGAGACGGAAAACAGCAGUAUGUCUAUAUGAAAAAUGGAGACUUGGUUAAGACUGAGGGAGCCACACUAAGAGUUGUUUACACGCCUGGCCACACUGAUGACCAUAUGGCUCUAUUGUUAGAAGAGGAAAAUGCCAUUUUCUCUGGGGAUUGCAUCCUAGGAGAAGGAACAACUGUAUUUGAAGACCUCUAUGAUUACAUGAACUCCCUAAAGGAGUUAUUGAAAAUGAAACCUAAUAUUAUAUAUCCAGGACAUGGCCCAGUAAUCCAUGAUGCCGAAGCUAGAAUUCUACAGUAUAUUUCUCACAGAAAUGCCCGUGAAGAACAAAUUCUUGCAGUGAUUCGUGAUAACUUUGAGAAAGCAUUUACAGUAACAGAGCUCGUAAAAAAGAUUUAUGUGAAUAUUCCAGAGACUUUACAUAAAAUGGCAGAGCAUAAUCUCUUACUUCAUUUGAGAAAACUGGAAAAAGAAGGAAAAAUAUUUUGCAACACAGAUCCUGACAAGAAAUGGAGAGCUGUACUUUAGUUUCAGAUUAAUGAAAGCUUUGUUUCUUUUUUGGCUUUUAGAGAAUGGUAUGUUUGCUUAGCUGAGGAUUAUUUGUAAGAAUGUAGAAUAAAGAGCUUUGAACACAA